AACUUGUCUUUCUCUGACUUCUGCUUUUCCUCUGUCACAAUGCCUAAAUUGUUGCAGAACAUGCAGACCCAAGUGCCUUCCAUCCCCUAUGGGGUAUGUAAAGUUUCACUGAUGCUUUUCCUUAUUGCGUUUGGGGAUCUUGAGAGCUUCCUCCUUGUGGCCAUGGCCUAUGACCGCUAUGUGGCCAUCUGCUUCCCUCUACACUACACCAGCAUCAUGAGCCCCAAGCUCUGUGCCUCUCUAGUGCUUCUGUCCUGGGUGCUGACCACAUUCCAUGCUAUGCUGCACACCCUGCUCAUGGCCAGAUUGUCUUUCUGUGAGGACAAUGUGAUCCCCCACUUUUUCUGUGACAUGUCUGUUCUGCUGAAGCUGGCUUGCUCUGACACCCACAUGAACGAGUUGGUGAUAUUCAUCACAGGAGGCAUCAUUCUUGUGAUCCCAUUUGUGCUCAUUAUUGUGUCCUAUGCACGGAUCGUGUCCUCCAUUCUCAAAGUUCCUUCUGUUCGGGGAAUCCGUAAAGCCUUCUCCACCUGUGGCUCCCACCUGUCUGUGGUGUCACUGUUUUAUGGGACAGUCAUUGGUCUCUACUUGUGUCCAUCAGCUAAUAAUUCAGCUGUGAAGGAGACUGUCAUGGGCAUGAUGUACACAGUGGUGACUCCCAUGCUGAACCCCUUCAUCUACAGCCUGAGGAACAGAGACAUGAAGGGAGCUCUAGUGAGAGUCCUUUCUAAGAAGAUCAAUGGCAAUAGCAACUAUGGAAAUUACACAAACUCAUGGAGAGUAAACAGCAUACCUUUGAAUGAUAAAUGGGCCACUUAA
Messenger RNA from Nannospalax galili (Upper Galilee mountains blind mole rat), 819 nucleotides. RefSeq names its product olfactory receptor 1468-like. Lineage: Eukaryota; Metazoa; Chordata; Mammalia; Rodentia; Spalacidae. Gene Ontology annotation, cellular component: membrane. The record is from RefSeq and is a predicted model, not a curated record. The transcript has 4 exons. Gene Ontology annotation, molecular function: olfactory receptor activity; G protein-coupled receptor activity. Gene Ontology annotation, biological process: G protein-coupled receptor signaling pathway. The coding region runs from base 40 to 819 and encodes 259 amino acids.